This is a messenger RNA of Ostertagia ostertagi, 546 nucleotides long. NCBI's taxonomy places the organism in Eukaryota, Metazoa, Nematoda, Chromadorea, Rhabditida, Trichostrongylidae. The record is from the annotation of a GenBank genome assembly.
CCGUUUUCAGAUAACAUAUACGAGAUCCAGGAAAGUGUGUACGUGCGUUGGGGUAAUUCAUUACUGGCAAACGAACCAUUACGAGAUUUCAAAGAUCUAUGCGAAUUGAAAUAUUUGAGCUCUGUUGCACAAAUCGUGACCUCCACUACACCGGCGGCAACUGGGAAUCGCCUCGACGACUGUGCUGCGAUUCUGGCAUGCAUUGGCGACACAAAGACGUCCGCAUCCGAAUUGUGCGACAGUCAACAAAAAGCUGUACUGCAAACAUGGUGGAAUCUGGUACAAAGCAUUUUUGGAAAAAUUCCGCUGACCGAGGCAAUGAAGCAAUGGUGCACAGAAGUGACGAAGGAUUACGAUGCAGUAUCUGUAUGUGAUUUCACGUCAUCGUGGCGCGACGGCUACGCCUUCAAUAUCCUUCUGCACAAUUUCGAUGAUAGAUUGGUGGAUUUGGAGAAAAUCGCUGAAAGUACAUCGGUGGAACGUUUGGAGAACGCGUUUUCCACGGCUGAACAGAAAUUUCACGUCGCUCGACUGUUGCAAGUAAAA